Molecule: messenger RNA, 1208 nt
Organism: Drosophila elegans
Lineage: Eukaryota; Metazoa; Arthropoda; Insecta; Diptera; Drosophilidae
Exons: 1
Coding region: 116-1111 (331 amino acids)
Source: RefSeq, a predicted model, not a curated record
CAGGCAGCUAUGGCUUUUAUUUCAAUCAGAAAAUCCAAAAAUUAGGAUAUCAAAAAGCCUGGACUAGCUAAAUUGGAAGUUUUCCGGUGCGGGAAUCGAGGCGAGAUUGUGCGAGAUGUGCUGUGCGCCGUCGUGCAGACCUUCGAUGUGCUGCCGGCCCGCCUGUCGGCUGCCGCUGGAGCCACUGCGUCCGGCGACUGUCCAACACGGCUGUCCGGCCCCGAAUUGCUCCGUGUGCGGCCAGAACGACGGGAAGCAGGGAUGUCACUGCUCCUGCACACGCAAUAAGCACAUCCUGGAGGCGCUGAGUUGCCUGUUCCGAGUCAGCAGGUUCCAGGUGGUGACCACGCUCUUCCAACUGGCCUACCACGAGAGCCAGCCCCUUCCGCGUUUCCCGCGCGACCGCGUUUGGUCGGUGAUGGAGAACGUGAAGGCGCCGUACUCGGAGCUGCACGACCUGAGGAUCUACGACAGCCUCUACGACCGUUGCGGCCAGCCCAUCGAUCCGCUGGACCGGACCAACGCCUACAAGCUGUUGCGUCUAAUCUUCCUGAUCCCGGUGCUCGUUCCGGAGCAGCGAGCCAGGCUCCUGGCCAUGCUGGCCCAGCUGAACGCCCGCGCCGCCUGUCCCGUGAACUUGGAAGCCCUCCUGCUGGCCCUGCAGCAGGUGCAGCUGGAUGAGCUGGUGUGCGGCAUCUUGGAGCAGGACGGUAGGGUAAAGCGGUUCCACAGCGCCCGGCAGUGCAUGGAGCUGUGCAACCUCUACCACAAGGUGGUCGCCACGGACAAGAAUGCGAUUAUCCACAAGCGCCGUCGGCUCCACGCGAAGGCCAAGGGCAAGGACGCGGAUGCACAGAGGAAACCGCAACGAAGGACAUUCACCGCGCAGAUAUACUGCACCCGCCGCGUUCCAGAGCCUGAGGACCGGGCCGAGACACCUGUGCUUCGCCGCCCCUCUAACAAUGUCAAGAGCGACACUACCUCGGCCAAGGGCUCUCGUCGCUCCUCGCACAACUCCACGGGAUCUCCGAAGAGAAACAAGACGGAGCUGCCCAACGUAGGAGUGCGAAUGCAGGGUGGCGUCCGCCGGACGAACAAGUCAAGUUUCUAGCCCCGUUGGUACUUCGACUUUUGGCUCUCCUCAGUAAUCCGUAUUUAUUCUCGGUCCUCGGUUCAUCAAAAUUUGGUAAAUUCCGUAAUACUUGUAA